AUGCAGAGAAACCAGUUGCUGUUGCUGUUGCUGUUGCACCGCUUCGAUUGCUAUGACUCAUUGCCCGUCAUGGCUUCCGCCAACGUCAACCGCCCUACCAACAUCAAGGAGAAGGAUGCCGACAUCAACCGCAAGCUUCAGAUCUACGGCAUCUUCCGCGCCUUCAAGGCCGGCAAGGUCCCCUCUAAUGACCAGAUUGAUGUUGCCUUAAACAGCUUUCUCCAGUCCGAUGUUCUCGCCAAGCCUUCCACCAAACUCUCCGACGAUGGCAAGCUGCUUGUUAAGGACACCCGCGAGGUCGUCAGACUCGCCAAGAACCUGAUCCUCUCCAAGAACGACGGCAACCUCCUCCAGGACUUCAUCUGGCAGACUACCCAGUUUGACCCCAAGUCUGUUCAGGGCCCCAAGGCGCCCGUCACCAAGGACGCCGCUCAGAAGGAUGGAGAGGAGGCUCUCCAGGGCCUGAGAACCCUCGGAACCUUGCUCAUCACCAACGGCCAGUUCCGAAAGCUUCUCAAGGACUCUUCUGUUCUCUUCCGCGACAUGGCUGGUGAUGCCGCCGGUAAUGCCGCCGGCCGCCUCCGUCCCUCGGAGGACGACCUCGCUCAAAUUGACCAGGCUGCCGAGGAUAACACCUGGCAUGAAGCCCCCAAGUUCAGCAAGGCCGACCUUAAGAAGCAGGCCCAAGGUCUCUACAAGGGCAAUGCCAAGCAGGAUGUCCAGGACGUGGCUAACAGCGCCAAGGCUGCCGCUGCUCCCGCUUCUGGUGACGCCCGCGACGCUAACGUCGCUGCUGGCCACAGUGCCGCCAUGUCGACCCUCCAACAGAAGCUCGACAAGAAUGUUGACCCUGAGACCCAGGAGAAAAUCAAGCAGAAGAACGCCGAGCAGCGCCGCAAGGCCAAGGAAUAUUUCAACAAGAAGAUGCCCACUGAGCGCAAGGAUCAGAUCAUCUUCCGCCUCAAGAAGAUGGUUAUCGAAUGCCAGCAACACACCGACUACUCUCAGGCCAUCCAGAGCCUGCUCCGCCUGGCUCGCCAGUAUGGCAAGCAUGGCCAGUCCUACGGCAAGGAGUCUAGUGGCUCUCUCAACCAGGCCCGCAGCGGAUUCGCGGCCGCGGAGGCUGAUCUCCGCACCCUUAUUGAGCGCUUCGCCAACGGCACCUCCACCUCCAACCUCUGGAAGUCCAUCGGUCAGAUUUACGAGGAUGCUCAGAAGGAUUCCGAGCUCAAGGGCUGGUUCAGCAACAUGGACCGCUACAUCAACCGCCUCCUUCUCGAGCAAGGUUACGUUCUAGAAGAGCAGUCCACCAAGGACUGGGAUGUCCUUUACCAGCAGGGUCGUUACCUGCUCCGCGAGAAGUACAAGGCCCAUACCAACAGCGUCAUUGACGAGGUCAAAUUUGUUGGCGACCAGUUCGACAAGGACCCCCAGAACAAGCAGUUCGGUGCUGCUGUCCAGAAGCUGUUCAAGGACCUUGGCAAUGGCUCCGACGGCAAGUCCGAGUUCAAGCCUCACCUUAUCAAGGAUGUCUUUGAUGUCAUUCUGCCCUCUAUCCUCCGCGACAUUGCCUACAUCCCCAUUCCUCGCAUCGAGUAUUCGGACCCCGGCUUUGACGCUGUCAUUGAGAACCUCAUCCUUGAGAGUGAUAACUUCAUGCCCAACGUUGCGGAACUCGUCUCUAACAACAACUGGAAGUGGGGCCGCAAGAACAUUGCCAACCGCAACCAGAAUGUGAUUGACCUCAAAGUGUCGGGCAUCCAGAUGGACUUGCGCGAUGUCAGCUACCACAUUAAGCGCAAGACUGGCUUCCCCAAGGUCACUGACACGGGUGUGGCCGACAUCCUCCUGCCCGGUGAUGGAUUCUCCUUCCGCAUGAAGGUAUCCACCGCUGACAAGAGGGAUUCCCAGAAAUUCUUCAAGGUUGAAAAGGUCGACGUUGACUUCAAGAGUCUGAAUGUCAAGCUCAAGAAGUCCAAGUUCAAGGGUCUCUUCGCCAUCUUCAAGCCUGUUCUGCUCCGUGCUCUCCGCCCCGCUCUGCAAAAGGCAGUUGAGAAGGCCAUCAAGGACAAGUGCAACGACUUCGACCGCACCCUGUACGAGCUCAAGAAGGAGGCUGAACUGGCUGGCGAGAACGUCGGCGAGGACGGCCAGAAGGCCAACUUCUUCAAGCGCUUCUACGACGCCAGCCAGAAGCGCGCCCUCAAGAACAAGCAGGAGCAAGAGAAGCUCAAGAAGAACAAGCCUGAAGACAACAAGAAGAUCAACAUCACCAUGACUGAUGACGAGUCUAUCUUCCCUGGUCUUAAGCUGCCCGGUGGUGUUAGCUCCAAGGCUACCGAGUACAAGCAACUUGCGCUCAAGGGCGAGAAGUGGGAGAGCCCCGUCUUCUCCAUCGGUAAGGCCAGCAAGAGCACGGACAUUCCCACUGCUCCCAAGAUCGUUAACAAGACCCGCGGUGCAGGCAAUGCUGCCCCAAGCGGAAACGGUCUCGGUGCUAGUGGCAACGGACUUGCCAGCGGUAACAGUCUGGCUGCUGGUAGCGGACUCGCCUCUGGCAACGGACUCGCCACUGGCAACGGCCUCUACUCCAAUGGCAAUGGUCUCCGUACCAACGGCAACGGCCUCCACGCCGUCGGCAACGGUCUCGCGAACGGUAACGGCAUCAAGCAGGCCACUGCACCGGCUCUUGAUACCACCAACCCCGUCCGUCUCAGCUAA
Molecule: messenger RNA, 2721 nt
Organism: Cordyceps militaris CM01
Lineage: Eukaryota; Fungi; Ascomycota; Sordariomycetes; Hypocreales; Cordycipitaceae
Exons: 3
Coding region: 1-2721 (906 amino acids)
Source: RefSeq, a predicted model, not a curated record